Messenger RNA from Drechmeria coniospora, 489 nucleotides. RefSeq names its product DUF788 domain-containing protein. Lineage: Eukaryota; Fungi; Ascomycota; Sordariomycetes; Hypocreales; Ophiocordycipitaceae. Gene Ontology annotation, cellular component: intracellular membrane-bounded organelle. The transcript has a single exon. The coding region runs from base 1 to 489 and encodes 162 amino acids. Gene Ontology annotation, biological process: vacuolar protein processing. The record is from RefSeq and is a predicted model, not a curated record.
AUGGCGCAAAAGGCGAAAAAAGACCUCGCCAAGCACAACGUCGCGGCCCUCAACGGCCUGCACCUCUCGAGCCUCGUCGUCAACAUCGUCUUUCUCGUCGUCCAUUUCCUCGUCGCCCCCCGCUCGCUCGUCGCCUACGGCCUCUUCUCCACGCCCGCCUUCGUCUGCGAGUACGUCCUCGAGGCCUCGGGUCGUCCCAAGUUCGACGCCGCGACCAAUGCCCUCAAGAGCGCCGGCGAGGACAUGGCCGCCCGGGGCCUGACCGAGUACAUGUUUGACGUCAUCUGGGUCACCUGGGCGUGCGCCGUGCUCGUCGUCUUCGUCGGCAACUGGGGGUGGCUGCUGUGGGCCGUCAUUCCCCUCUACGGCCUGUAUCUCGGCAAGGGCCUCCUCGGCAUGGGAAGGCAGGCGAUGGCGGGGAUGCAAGCCGCCGGCGCGGGCCAGGACGCGCCGGCCCAGGGAAAUCGUCGCACGAGGAGGGCCGCCUGA